GCGUGAUGGUCUUCUCUAUCGAUCGGUUUGUUCCUGUCGCGCUCUUUAGUUUCGCUUUUAGCUGUCUGAUGCUGAAUGGUUGUGUUCUCGUCUAAUGGGUUGUGCUGAAGUGAAAACGUGCUGAAACGGAGCUCCAAAUGGCGAACCCGACCGAGCCGUUCAAUCCGGCAGUUGCCUGCGUGCCUGUAGUCAAAGUCGAAAUCAGCGUGUCCUGUAGGCAACUCAAGCUGAAGGAUGUUUUUUCCAAGUCGGACCCUAUGUGUGUUUUGUUUAUGCGGACUUGCGACACGGACCAGUGGUGGGAGGUGGGGCGCACAGAAAUGAUACGCGACUGCCUUGACCCUGACUUUGUGACAAAGUUCCUAGUGGACUAUUACUUUGAGGAGCGUCAGCAGCUUAUGUUUAAAGUGUAUGAUGUUGACAGCAAGAGCAUAAACCUUCAAAGUCAUGAUUUCCUUGGCCAGGUGAACUGCACGCUGGGAGAACUCGUCGCCUACCAAGGCACGCAGGUCAAGCUCCAGCUGUCGGGACUCCCAGGCAACUGUGGCACCAUCUUAUUGACCGUUGAGGAAGUCCUUGACUGUAAGCGGAUGGUCGACAUGCAGUGGCAGGGAAAAAAGCUGGACAAGAAGGACUGGUUCGGCAAGUCGGACCCUUUUCUGGAGUUCUACCGUGUCAGCGAAGACAACAGUUACACAGCUGUGUUUCGUACUGAGGUGGUCAAAAGGAAACUGAACCCAACAUGGCGUCCAUUUACCAUCCAGAUGCAACAGCUGAGCGGUGGUGAUCAGGACCGCACCAUACGGGUGGCCUGCUACGACUGGGAUUUAGGCGGAGGCCACGACCUCAUUGGGGAGUUCCACACCAACGUGCGCACCCUCUCUGAGGGGCCAGGCCCAGCAAACGAUUAUGAGCUUAUCAACAAGAACAAGCAGGCCAGAAAAAAAAGCUACAAGAAUUCGGGUUUGGUGAAGUUGGUGUCCAUUUUGAUCAGAGAACAGUCCACAUUCCUCGAUUACAUUCGUGGCGGAUUGCAGAUGCACUUCACGGUGGCCGUGGACUUCACGGCGUCCAAUGGGGACCCUCGAGACCCCGCGUCUCUGCACUUCCUGGAUCCAAUGCGACCCAAUGCAUACGCGAUGGCCAUUCGGGCGGUGGGAGAGGUGAUCCAGGACUAUGACUCGGACAAGAUGUUCCCUGCUCUGGGGUUUGGAGCACGCCUGCCACCUGAUGGGCGUGUGUCGCACGAGUUCUUCCUCAACGGCAGCUCCACAGACCCGUACUGUGCCGGCAUACAGGGUGUUCUGGAAGCCUACCAGAGGACCCUCCAGUCUGUUCAGCUGUAUGGUCCCACCAACUUUGCACCAGUUGUCAACCACGUGGCAAAGUUUGCAAGAAGUUAUCGUGAUGGCCAAAGCUACUUUGUGCUGCUCAUCAUCACAGACGGUGUCAUCAGUGAUAUGCCACGAACAAGGGAGGCCAUUGUACAGGCUUCCUCCCUGCCCAUGUCCAUCAUCAUCAUAGGUGUAGGCAAUGCCGACUUUUCAGCCAUGGAAGUUCUGGACGGAGAUGUGGUGCAGCUGAGCUCAGGUUGCCACCGAGCUGAACGAGACAUUGUCCAGUUUGUGCCCUUGAACAAGGUCCUUCAAGGUGGUGGCACCUGGCAGAGCUAUCAGAUGAGGCUUGCCAAGGAAGUGUUGGCCGAGAUUCCUGGACAGGUCACUUCUUACAUGUACAAGCACAACAUCAAGCCUGGACUGGUCCAGGAGACCGAGGGCCCCCCUGUAACUUAAAUAUAUGCAUAUGUUCAGGCUGUGAAAUGGUAAAAACAAAUUAAUGCUGCCCUUUUAUUUUUCAAACAAGAACUGAAACUGGACCAGGAUACUAGUACUUGCUGCCAUUUGAGAGAUGAACCUGCGCUAUAGCGGGACAAAAAAAUAAUUCCAAAGCAGUUUUGUGAUUGGCUUGCCCGGUCAAAAAAAGCAAUUGACUCCAAUUGGGAAAUUUCCAAUUGGUACCAAUGGAAAAUUUCCAAUCGUAAAUUAGUACAUAACUGGACCAAUUGAACCAACUGGAACGUGACCAAUUGGUUUUUGUUGGAGUGACAUAUUGUACCGAAUGGGUGCCAAUUGGUUUGAAACCAAUUGGUUGGAAUGGCCAGUUGCACUAGUGGGCAAUACCAAUACACAUAUAUACCCCGCAAAGUAAACCUAAAUAGGAUUCCAGCUGUCAGAAACAGGUUUGCUAUAGCCUUAGUACUGCAUGCAUAUAUAGCUAUAACUAAUUCCAGUUUCCUUGAAUGGGUUCAUAAACUGAAAGUAUGAUUUCCCAGUUGGUUAUGUUCUAGCUAGUUUAUUCCUAUUGGUAGUCCAAUAAGACUCAGUUGGGAAUGUAAGGUGGGCCUAGCUAGUUCAAACUGGCAAGUCCAAUUGGACUUAGUUGGUUCCAUCCCUGACUCAAUCGUAACCUAUUGGAGGUAAAGAUUUCGCAAUGGGCCCAGCUGAUUCCAAUUGGCAAGUUCAAUCGGGCCUCAUUGGUUUCACUUUGACUCAGUCAUAACCAGUUGGAACUAGGGAUUUUCCAGUCAUUUCAAAUUGGGUCCUGAUCAUCUUAAUUGGCAACUCCAAUUGGUUUCUCCUCUGAUCCAGUCGUAACCGAUUGGAAGUAAGCAUUUUCCAAUUGGUUCCUAUUGGUCCCAGUUGGUUCCCAUUGGAAAAGGUAAUUGGAGUAAAUAGUUUUUUUUUUUUUUUUGACUGGGUUGACAAGGUCUUACACAAAACAAACAACCUCUUUUGGCACAUAGAAAAGCUGUGAGUGAAGCCACAUUGGUUGUAAAAGAUUUGAAAAAAAUGUGACCAGAUGUUCAAGGUGUUUAUGCUAUUACAAAGUUUUCACUUGGGGUAUACAAACUUCAGGGUGUAUCAGUUAAAGCACAUUAUGAGGAAGUUUGGGAGGUGUCUGACUGAUUCUGGAGGUGUUAAAUUGCCAACCUGAGUGUUUUGCAUGUUGUGAGUAUGUGUUUUUACUUUCUCUGCUGUGUAUGGUCGAUGCGGAAAGCUCUGGCAUUAGUAUUGAGCUACCAUAUUUACCUCCGUAUAAGUCAAACCCUUCCUUAAAGCAAAACGUUGGAAAGUUAUGGGUAGAACCUACAUAUAUCUACAUUUGGGUUUGGGUAAGUUCUCCCAAAUCUGCACACUUUAAUGUUAACCAAACAUUUUUUGAGCACUUUCACUUGUAUAACGACUAUACUCAUGCUAUGGCCACAAAUGGCAGUUUUUUGCAAAAUACUCCCUCCAAGAUACCUUCAGACUCUACCCAGGUUCAAGCUGCACGCUGUAACGUAAAGAUACAAGAAAUACCAUGUUUCUGUGUUGCAAGUGACAAACCCAGCUCAUCUGUAAUGAUGUGCAGCAAAAGUUGUGUGGCCUUUCCUGCAUUUUGUAUGUGUUGGUGUUAUUCUUACCCAAGACUCUGUGUGACCCUGUAGUAGCUUCAUUUUCUGAAAACAGGUUAACUCAAACCCCCAUAUUCUCAAGUGAUCCUCCACUCAAAGCUCGUUCUCGACUCAACUGAGUGGAGCACAACACGACCUGUUGACUGAAAAGGAUGCUGCUCUUCUCAAGAAUGCCUGUGGAGCGUCACUGAAGAGUAGCAACUUCUGUGCCAUCCACUUCCUCGAGUCUAGGUGGAGGGCUGAGUAGAGGAACAUUCUAGAAAAUAGUAAUUGUCCCAGACUACGCUCAUCAAGGCACCACUACCUGUCAAAAGUGGGGCUACACCAAAGCCGCCCACCUGACUGCCACAUGUGGACCUAUGGUAAGGUUAACUCUCAUUACAAAAUUGUUAGCUGGGCGAAAAGAAAAGAACACAUUUUUGUUAAUCUCAUAGCCGUAUACUCUGACUUUAUCAUGCAGUUUAAUUUAAUUUUAUAUUUAGCUAUCAUGGAAGUCUGUGGUGCAGUUAUUCUGUUUAUUCUUUGCAUUUUUUUAUCAUCAGACAUACUUUUCUACUCCUUACAUGGACUUGUGAGACUAUCACAUUUAUGCAUUCUUCUACUGGUAGCAAGAGCUUGCCAGCUCACAUGCAGCCCUCUGUGAAGAAAACUCAGUGAUAGCUUUUUUGCUCAAUUGCAGUGCACAAAGUGCACGAAACUGGCGCUCCAUUCAUUAGAAAUGCAGUUACAUUUUAUUAAUCUUACAUAAAUGUUUGCCUGAAGCAUGAAUACAUAUAUGCCCUCCUGCAUUUUCAUGAACUCUUGGUGUGGUACCACAGGGUACUGCACCAUCAUUGCAAUUGAGCAGUGCCUAUUGUUUAAAACAGAAGCAUUAGGGUUGUUGCAGACUGACAUUUGGCAUCCUCCAUUGGCGUAGCCAGAAAUUUAUUUCAGGGUGGGGUUCUCCGCCGACAACUUCCACUCUUCCCCCUCCUCCACCCUCUCUCUCUCACUCUAUAUAUGUAUAUAUAUAUAUAUAUAUAUA
This is a messenger RNA of Dermacentor silvarum, 4478 nucleotides long. Its product is annotated as copine-8. NCBI's taxonomy places the organism in Eukaryota, Metazoa, Arthropoda, Arachnida, Ixodida, Ixodidae. Bases 138 to 1793 code for a protein of 551 amino acids. Gene Ontology annotation, molecular function: calcium-dependent phospholipid binding. The record is from RefSeq and is a predicted model, not a curated record. Gene Ontology annotation, cellular component: plasma membrane. Gene Ontology annotation, biological process: cellular response to calcium ion. The transcript is spliced from 14 exons.